Akanthomyces muscarius is the source of this 3213-nucleotide messenger RNA. RefSeq lists its product as uncharacterized. The transcript has a single exon. Lineage: Eukaryota; Fungi; Ascomycota; Sordariomycetes; Hypocreales; Cordycipitaceae. Gene Ontology annotation, molecular function: protein kinase activity; ATP binding. Bases 1 to 3213 code for a protein of 1070 amino acids. Gene Ontology annotation, biological process: protein phosphorylation. The record is from RefSeq and is a predicted model, not a curated record.
AUGUCAUUCUCCAACUCGGGCGGGACGUUGGCUCUGCCAUCUCCCACGCAUGGCCAUCAGAUUGAUGUUACCUCUGCUGUCCGCACCCUCCGCCGCUCUCUGUCGCGAUCCCCCUCCAAAUUUCUCUCUCGCACAAGCUCACAAAGCUCCGACCAUUCGUUGCCAGCCUCGCCCAGAACUCCUUCUAGACGCUUUGUGCUCACGCCGAAACACCAACACCGGCUUGCUUCUGCGCAUCCCCAGUCUGCACCUCCUGCGCCGCCACCUGUGCAGUCUACUACGCCCUUGCAGCCGCCCGUGUUGACGCCGCUCCGUCCUAGCGUCCGCCUUUCGCUGCGCAGCGCGAAGUCAACAAAAACGCUCUCCCCCGCCCGCCAGCUGGCACGCCGCGCCUCGCCCAAGAGCCCGAUCAAACGCAGCCUCAACAACACCUCGGAUUCCAUCAACUACGCGCGUCCCGCCACGUCGGCAUCCCCUCGAGCUCGGUAUUCGCCUGGCCAGGAAAACCCAAGGAGCUGCGCCGCCAUUCUCAAGAGUCUCGAUAAAAAACCGUCGCGCCACAGUCUUCAUCUAGACGUUUCGGGCUCCUCCCAGUCGGCAUUCCUCAAGGCUCUGGACCUUACUCCCGAAUACAUGGUCUCGACCACUGGUGCCCUCAAGCGCAGUGAUGCGACUAUGAACCUUGAUCAUCCCAAUCAAGGCAGCCCGGUGGCCAAACGCCGCAGCAUGCACGGCAUCGCCACCUUGGGCACCCCAGAAGGCUUUAGCAUUUUUGGCAGCAACACCACCUCGUCACAAAGUUUUGACAUUCACGAGGACGCGCAUCCUGAAUACGAGCUAUCAGCGAUGCCUGUAGCUUUUCACGGCGACGCUUUCUCUUCCCCCUCAUCCUCAUCUUCCGUUCCUAAGCGCUCAUCUUCUCUCCGCAAAUCAACCCUGCAGCAGCGAUCUUUGGGUAGACGCACUGGUGAGCGCCAACUCGCGCAGCUGGCCUCCGACCCCUCGACUCCCGGUAGAAGCAGGCCACGGCUAUCUACCGACCACUUUGUACCCCCGCAGGUGCCUAGAGAUAGCCCAUUCUCUAAUGUGUCUCCUCUACCAAACGCAUCCAUCCACCCGAUGGAUAGCAAAUCGCACCAACCCCAUCCUCUCUCCAAGACUUUAACCACGUCUUCCUCUGGAAACAGCUUGACUGAAGAGGAGCCUGCUCUUUACGCACCAGUCAGGCCCAGCUUUGAACGACCAAAACCACACCCCUUCUCGCGCUCUCUUCCUCUUAACGCCACCCGUCCUACCGCGCGACCCACGCAUGACCACACAAAGGCGGUUGCCACGCCAAACCACACAAAUCUAUGGAUUGGCGCCUUCAACUCGACUGGCCUGAUUUCGAAGGUGAACCGAAAUCCUGAGGAGGAGGCUGACAAGAAAUUUGCGCCGCCUGACACGCCAUGCAAGAAGCACAGCAACCCGUUUGCAACUUUCCCCCCUCAAGCGGGCAGCGGCCUGAGAAAGCGAGGCAACAGCAGGGGUUCCUUUGCUGGUAUGCCAUCUACACCAUUUUCGGCUGCACCUAUUCGUGCCCCCGACACAUUUGGCAAUACCGCAAAGGGAAUGAACAUUUUCCAGCGCGGCCCGUCUGGACUCGGUGCUCGUCGGGGCAGCGUCCUCAGUCUCGAUGGCGAGGAUCGCGCGCUGUUUGGCGAAAAUACCGAUCUUACCAGCACCUUGGACACCGACAUUCCGCCAACGCCUACCAAGAAUCUAUUGACCCCCAGUCUGAGCAACCUGAGUGAGCAGUCUCUCGAGAGUCCCAGUGCCAACCGUACGUUUGCGCUACCUCCGCUCUCUGCUGUCAAGCAGAUCCCUCCGAGAUCAUCAACCGCGUCUCCUAUUGAGAGACAACGUACUCCUCAGACUCCGCACGAGGGUAUGCUACCGCUUGAUACAAGCAGGCUCUCCCUCUCACAGAUUCACGAAUCCGCCGAGAACUCGAUGCCACCUCCCGUCACACCCACCGCUGGCAGAGACUUUCGCUCUUCUACCAGCAUCUUUGUGACUCCUGUCAACGACCGCACCAGUGACCUCGACAUCGAUGCCAGCCUGUACUCAAAGUUUGACAAGGUCGAGCAGGUGGGCAAGGGCGAAUUUUCAACGGUCUACCGUGUCACCAAGACAAACCAGAACCUAUUCUCUGGGUCGCUGUCUAUGACGCCAGGUCAAAAUCUUGGUCAAAGCCCGACGAAGAGCCAGGUGUACGCUGUGAAGAAGAGCAGACACUCUUACCACGGCCCCAAGGACCGUGAGCUCAAGCUACGUGAAGCCCGCAUCCUUCAAGCCUUGUCCCAUGCUGAGCAUGUCGUCCACUACAUUGAUGACUGGGAGCACAACUUUCAUCUUUACAUCCAAACGGAGUAUUGCGAGGAAGGUACGCUUGAGAAGUUUCUCGGCAAUGUCGGCCGUGGUGGACGCUUGGACGAUUUCCGCAUCUUCAAGAUCCUGCAGGAUCUCUCUCUGGGCUUGAAGGAGAUCCACGACGCUGGCUUCAUGCACUUGGAUAUGAAGCCCGCCAAUAUUCUCAUCAACUUCGAGGGUGCUCUGAAGAUCAGUGAUUUUGGUCUGGCACAAGCCUGCUCCGCCACAUCGAGUGUGGACACUGAAGGCGACAGAGAGUACAUGGCCCCCGAAAUGCUCAAGGGCCAGGUCGGUCAGCCUGCUGAUGUCUUUUCUCUCGGACUCAUCACUCUGGAGGUUGCAGCCAAUGUCGUGCUUCCGGACAACGGUCCUACCUGGAUUGCACUCCGAUCUGGAGAUCUUUCAGAAGUUCCCAGUCUUACUUGGACGCCCUCUAGCGAAGUACAGCGUGAUGCCAGCGGUGUUCCCCUUGAAGUCGUGCACAGCAGCGAGCUGUUGGCCAACAAGCACAGCAGAGGAAAUGUGCCGGAUGCCUUCAAGAACCGCGAUUUUGGCCAGCAACCUACCUUCAUGGUGGAUGCCUUCCACCCAAGCUCUCUCGACUCCAUUGUUCGAUGGAUGACCGCUCAGGAACCCGGCGACAGACCCCGCAUCGACCAAGUCUUGGAGUUUGAGGGCCUGCAGUGGGUUGCUGAACACCGCAAUGCGCCUGCAACCGUCUAUGAAGGAAGCUGGGGACUAGAAGAUAUGCCUCCGGUCGCUAUUGCCGUCGAUAGCGAUACCGAAAUGACGGAUGUCUAA